AUGGUGUCUGUCAAUAAAUAUCGUUCAAGCUCUCAGCAUCGAGGUGUAAGAACCAGUGGUUCCAUCAACUCUCUAUCAACAAUUGAACAGAAUCAUUUGGAUCAAGUGGUUAAAUCUGUCACAGAUGCUACCAAAAGAUUGUCUCAACAAGAAUCCACUAUGACCGGUGGUGGAGGUGGUAGUGGUGCUGCUGCUUUAUCAAAAACUCCAACUUUGUCAACUGCCAGUAAUAAUAGCAAGAAUAAAAAUAAAAGAAGAACUAGAGAUACAGUGGGCCCUUGGAAAUUGGGUAAAACAUUAGGUAAAGGUUCCUCAGGUAGGGUUAGAUUAGCUAAAAAUAUAGAAACUGGUAAAUUGGCUGCAAUUAAAAUUGUUCCAAAAAAUAAAAAAUUUAAUAAUCAACAUAGAUCGAAAAAUACAAACUCUAAUAAUGGUGAUCUGUUUCUAUCCUACUCUUCAAUUCAUAAUACCACAAAUACUCAUAACGCUAGAAAUACUGACAAUACGGCAAUAGAAAAUAGUGGAGGUGGUAAUCCAUACGGUAUCGAAAGAGAAAUCGUGAUUAUGAAAUUAUUAUCGCAUCCAAAUGUAAUGGCACUUUAUGAGGUCUGGGAAAAUAACAAUGAAUUGUAUUUAGUCUUGGAAUAUGUCGAUGGUGGUGAAUUAUUUGACUACUUAGUCUCAAAGGGGAAACUGACUGAAAGUGAGGCUGUUCACUAUUUUAAACAGAUUAUAAAUGGUAUUUCAUACUGUCAUUCCUUUAAUAUCUGUCACAGAGAUUUAAAGCCUGAAAAUUUAUUACUAGAUAAGAAAAGAAGAAUUAUUAAAAUUGCAGAUUUUGGUAUGGCAGCUUUGCAAGUUUCAAAUAGAUUAUUACAAACAUCGUGUGGGUCUCCACAUUAUGCAUCUCCAGAAAUUGUAAUGGGUAAAUGUUAUAACGGUGCUCCAAGUGAUAUUUGGUCAUGUGGUAUCAUUUUAUUUGCCUUAUUAACUGGUCAUUUGCCAUUUAAUGAUGACAACAUCAAAAAAUUAUUGAUCAAAGUACAAAACGGUAGAUAUCAAAUGCCAAGUUAUAUUUCCCAAGAAGCAAAGAAUUUAAUUUCAAGAAUUUUAGUAGUUGAUCCAUCUAAAAGAAUUUCAACAGAACAGAUAUUAUCACAUCCAUUAUUAACCAAAUAUGAUAAGCGUCUGGGAAAGAAAGAUAGAAAAGUUACAAAAAAUAACAAGAUUAUGCACCGUGGCAAAUCAAAUUCUGACUUAAAUAUGUUAAGCAAUAUUCCACAAAAUACUGAAAUUGUAAAAUUAAGAGCAAGAAGUGAUAUUGAUGAGUCUAUAUUAAAAAAUUUACAGAUUUUAUGGCAUGGAAUUUCUCGUGAUAUAAUUAUUGCCAAAUUGCUUCAAACCCCGAUGUCUGAAGAGAAGUUAAUUUACUCUUUAUUAUGGAAAUAUAAACAGAUUAACUUUAAAUCUUCAAAGGCCCCAUCGAUUUCAUCAGCUUCAGUAAAUAUUUCUGUUAGUGCACAAGACACAGAAACGAGUACAAAUACCCGUACUAAUUCAAAUUCUGCAACAGAUAUUUCAAUUCCAUUUGUAAAUACAGAACCUUUACAAUUCAAUAAGAUAAAUCCUGUAGUGACAAUAGAUACCCCAGUCGAAAAUGAUGCGCCAAAGAUAUUACAGAAAGCUCAAUUCAGCCUACAUUCUCUACCAAAGAGUGGCAGUGAAAGUGAGAAGGAUAUGCAAUUCGACAAAAAUUUACCACCGGCUUUACCACCUGUUGCACUCCCAAUAUUUCCUGUUUCUUCUUCAAAAGUUUUCAAAAAAAGCAGUUCAACUAUUUCAAUCAGAUCUAGAUCAUCUUUACAGACAUCUAGUUCUAUCAAGGGUAUUAGUCCUUCGACUCCGAAACACUUUUUACAUUUAUCACCUUCUAACAGAUCAUUAAUACACUCUCCUUCAAUGAAAAGGAUGCAUGUCCCAGUUUCUGAAAGAAGAACAUUGGUUAAUUCUGAAUCGAAACGUUCAUUAUACUCUCUACAGUCCAUCUCAAAGAGGUCUUUGAAUUUAAAUGAAUUUUUAAAGGAAAAUGAAAGUGGAAAAAAUGAAGAUUAUACAUACCAGGCUACCUUUUUGAAUUCCGAAAAUUUACCACCUUUGCCUAAAUUAGAUUCAGAAGCAGACUUCGAAACUAUAUGUAAUCAAUUGCUCUUUAGUGACGCACUUGACAAAAUUUUAGAGGAAGAAGAGAGUUCUGCAACUACUAAAAAGGAUAAAGAACUAUCAGUACAUCUAAUGGAAUCCGAAAAUGUUAGUGAACAUACUAUCAAGGCUACAAUAGAAAAGUUUGAAGAAUCGAGUUUAGAGAAAAAUGAUAUUACUGAAAGAAAGGACUCAGUUGUCUUUGAUGAAAUUAAGAAUUCAUUUGUUUUAGAAGCUGCAAGAACUAUCGAUGAGGCUAACACAAUUGAAGAAUCUGAAGUUCGUGAAGUUGAAAAGAAACGUUCGCCACUACAAGACUUGACAAAUAAUUAUCAUGCGAUUAAGAAUAGCAAGCAAGAAAAAGAAGCUAUUAUGGUUAAGCCAAACCUAAUAACAUUAGCAAAAUUCCCAGAGGAGACUGAAAAGAAAGAAGUUCCUGUUAAAAAAGAAUAUAACAUUCGUGCAGCUUCGACCAAGAUUGAAACUGUCAGUCGCCCAUCUUUAGAUCCACGUAGAAAUUUCACAAACCCAACGUCGGAUAGGGUUGAAUCGUUACUGAAAAAUAUCAAUGCUGAAGAGAAAAAGAAGGCAGCCUUGAGCGAUAAAGCUUGGUUUGAAUCCAGGAUUAAAGUUACUUCUAGCACUAAGGAACCAACUAAAGCAAUUGACUUAUCACAGAAUUCAAUUAGCAAGUUAUACGCACAUAAUGAAAUUUAUCCUGAGAAUUUAAGGAAUGAUAGAAUGAGCAUGGCUGAAUCAAGAUUAAUUUCUUUUGAUCAUAUUUCGAAUGUUGCCUCCAAAAGAUUUAGCACUCUUUCAACUAAUACAGAUAUGUCCAACCCAAGUGUUUUAGCUCACUCUAGUACUAUUAAAAAUUAUGGUUCAUUAUUGGAAAUGCCAAAGUCAUUUAAAACCACAUCAACUACUUUCAAAGAUCUCAGUGAAUUUUUAGUUUCAGAUGAAUCAGUUAACUUUUUAGAGCUUUCAAAGAGCGGUACUGGCAACAUAAAAAAAUCUCCGUCAUUAAAAAAGGAUAUUUCAAUGUAUAGCGCUUUAUCGAUUCCUAAGUUGGAAGCAAAGGCUGCAUUUAAUCUAAACGCUAGUCAUGGUGACCUUUCUUCAGUUCGUUCUUUGUCUGCAAGUGAUAGAGAUGUUUCUGAUAUGACAUAUGCAAGGGAGAUACCAAGCAAUAUUUACACGGCUCAGGCAAUAAAAUUAUCUGCUGGUACUUCAGAAAUGGUGAAAACCCAGAUUUUAUCGUAUGAUGAAAAGGAAACUGAUUCAAGUCUGAAUAAAUUCGAAGAUGCUCCAACAGAUUCUAAUUCCAUAGGUUCCUCCAUGACUUCUAGUUCUAUCUCUAGAUCAGCUUUAUACACAGAUCAAAAAGUUUACAAGAAAGCAGUCUCGAUUGAUACAUUGAACACGCCAAACAUCUUAACACCGGCAACAGAUGUCAGAGUCAGUUUGUAUGUUAACAACAAUUUAAAUAGUAAUUUGAUUUUACCUCGUGAGACAACUGAAGAGAUUCUAUCAAAGUUUAAGUUGACUCCAGAAAAAACUACAACAAAUGAAUAUGUUCAAAAAAGGUAUUCGAUGGUCCCUGUAAAUGAUAAUGAAAAUUCAUUGGCAUUAUCUCAUAGUGUCAUUUCUAUGUUUAAAGAUUUAGAAGAAGAAAUGGACCAGACACCAACCAAAGAAAAUGUCCAAUCAACGAUGAAAAUUGAAUUGCAUACUAAUGAUGACAAUGUCACCAAGCCAAAUAGAGUCACUAUGUUAUUUGAUGAUGAUUUUGUUCCUUCUGGCAAUAAUGGUUUACCUGAGAAGAAUGAAUGGAGAAAUAAGGCAAAUGACUUAAUUGAACAAUCAGAAGAUAUGUUAAAUCAAGAACAUUAUGUUGCGAAUAAAGAUCAAGAAAUCACUAAUGUAUCUGACAAUAAUAUUAUGAAGGAAGGAACAAAGAACGAGACAAAUAACUUGUUGAAACCAAAAUUCAAUGAAUCUGAUGAUGCGAAGAGAGAGUUUAAUGAUGUUAAUAAAGCAAAGAGCAAACCAGUCGAAUCCACAUCAAAAAAUAAUUGGUUCAGUAGACUAUUUAGUGGUUUUAAGGUAAAUGAUAAUAUAUCGAAGAAACUAGUUAGAGAUCAUGUCACUAAUAUAUCAUUUGAUUUGGUUAAUUCUUUAACUUUAAAAGAAUUUUCAAAAUACAAUAUUGAAUAUAAGUUAAAGAAUCUACAUAGGACUUCGGCAAGGGAAAGAGUAGAAUAUGAUUGUAAAUUUUUGAAGGGUAACUUCAAAUUUAAGAUUAAAAUCGAAGGCAUAAAAGAAAGUGGACAAACUAUUGUUACUUUAAAGAAAAAGAGUAAAUUGAGCGGAGCUCAUGAUACGGCAUUUGAGAAAUUCGACCAAGAUGUCGAUAAAUUGAUUAGGGACACUGAAAGAAGAAUAGCUUUGCAUAAUUAA
This is a messenger RNA of Vanderwaltozyma polyspora DSM 70294, 4659 nucleotides long. It is a transcript of the gene HSL1, whose product is annotated as protein kinase HSL1. The coding region runs from base 1 to 4659 and encodes 1552 amino acids. The transcript has a single exon. Gene Ontology annotation, biological process: intracellular signal transduction; microtubule cytoskeleton organization; protein phosphorylation. The record is from RefSeq and is a predicted model, not a curated record. Gene Ontology annotation, molecular function: tau-protein kinase activity; ATP binding; protein serine/threonine kinase activity. Lineage: Eukaryota; Fungi; Ascomycota; Saccharomycetes; Saccharomycetales; Saccharomycetaceae. Gene Ontology annotation, cellular component: cytoplasm.